AUGUUGCCAAGGAUUUUAUUAGUUGUGUUUCUAUUAGUGAAUUUAUUUUAUGUCAGUGGACGGAGUAUACACAAAGGUACCAACCAUCAGUUUGAUGAGAAAAACAAGGAUCACUGGUCGGUUCAAGCGCAAUGGAUGUUACAUUCAAAGGUCACUGCCAUGCUCAAUGUUAGAAGAGCGAAGAACGUGAUUCUAUUUCUCGGAGAUGGCAUGAGCAUCACCACGCUAGCUGCCACCAGAGUGUAUCUUGGACAGCAGUACGGACACUUUGGGGAAGAACUCAAGCUGAGUUUUGAGGUGUUCCCGUUUACAGGAUUAGCUAAGACAUAUUGCGUAGAUCACAACGUAGCUGAUUCAGCUUGCAGUGGUACAGCUUACUUGACGGGAGUUAAGGCCAACAGUGGAACCGUUGGUCUAAGCGCUGGAGUUAAACGAGGAGACUGUAAGGCGCAAAAAGAAGGCUUAUAUUCUGUCACUGGACUGAUGGACUGGGCUCAAACAGCAGGAAAGAAAACAGGUGUGGUAACAACAACGCGAGUAACACAUGCGACUCCGGCGGCAUCGUACGCGCACUCCGCCGACAGAAGGUGGGAGGCUGAUACCGACCUUCCUCCUUUAAGCACACUGUGCGAAGAUAUAGCUAUGCAGCUAGUAAGAGGAGAGGUUGGCAGCAAAAUUGACAUUGUAUUAGGUGGUGGUCGAAGAAAUUUCUUUCCCAACUAUAAAACAGAUGUCGAAGGUAUUCAGGGCUACAGAAGUGAUGGAGUCGAUCUAAUCGAUGAAUGGAUCAACAACAAAGAAAAGACUGGCCAUAAACCAGUUUAUAUUCACGAUCGGCAGCAGUUGAUGAACAUCGAUGUAAAGAAAUAUGAUAGUAUGUUAGGACUAUUUUCUCCUGACCAUAUGCCGUAUCAUCUAGAAGCUGAAGAAGAUGACCCAAGUCUUAGUGAAAUGACACAGAAGGCGAUACAAAUGCUGUCAAGAAGCGAGAAUGGUUUCUUCCUGUUUAUUGAAGGUGGAAGAAUCGAUACAGCUCACCACGAGACCAAGGCUCGUAAGGCGUUAGAUGAAACUGUGGAAUUUGCUAAAGCAGUCGAAGCGGCGCUGCGGAUGGUAGAUACGGAAGAGACCUUGGUCGUUGUCACGUCUGACCACAGUCAUACUAUGACUUACAGCGGAUAUAGCAAGCGGGGUUCGGACAUAUUGGGACUUUCUAACAAGAUGAACGCAUCGGAUCACCUUCCCUUCACCACACUAAGCUACGCAAAUGGCCCAGGAUAUAAGGCUGAAAUCAACAAUAUGAGACACAAUCCGAUUUUGGAUGAUCUCAAUAACGUGGAUUAUACAUACCCAUCCCUCGUACCCACGGUCCGGGAAACUCACGGUGGAGAAGACGUGGCAGUCUUUGCCAAAGGACCAUGGUCCCAUCUGUUUACUGGGAACUAUGAGCAGAACUACCUACCACACGCCAUUGCAUAUGCUGCAUGCAUUGGACCCGGUCUUACGAGCUGCAAACUGUAA
Messenger RNA from Arctia plantaginis, 1521 nucleotides. Lineage: Eukaryota; Metazoa; Arthropoda; Insecta; Lepidoptera; Erebidae. The record is from the annotation of a GenBank genome assembly.